Messenger RNA from Nakaseomyces glabratus, 2211 nucleotides. RefSeq names its product putative dolichyl-phosphate-mannose--protein mannosyltransferase (gene PMT7). Gene Ontology annotation, biological process: protein O-linked glycosylation via mannose. The record is from RefSeq and is a predicted model, not a curated record. NCBI's taxonomy places the organism in Eukaryota, Fungi, Ascomycota, Saccharomycetes, Saccharomycetales, Saccharomycetaceae. Gene Ontology annotation, molecular function: dolichyl-phosphate-mannose-protein mannosyltransferase activity. Gene Ontology annotation, cellular component: endoplasmic reticulum.
AUGCCUGAAGCAAAAAGACAAGAUGCCCAGCCCGGUGAAACUGCAUCGAGUGUGUUGAUCAAAGGGCCUCAAGGUAUACCGUUUGUCCCAAUUGAUGCAUAUAAACAGCAUGGUAUUAUUAAUACAAAGAUAUGUUACACUGACAAAAUUAUUGGGGCUUUAGUCAUCCCAGCACAAUUUGCGGCAAUGUGUCAGCCUUUAAUCGAAGAAUAUCUGAACAGCGAUUCGUUUCUAAACGAAAUAUCUGAAGGCUUACUAGCCGAAUCUCUAAUAGAUCAAAUGGAUAAGAGAGCAUUUAUUCCAAAUAUUCAUCCGUUUAUUAUACAACUGCUGACGCUAGUUUUGUGCAAGAAUAGGCUGCUUUUUCAAUUGAGGGUAUUGUCUUUCCUUUGUUCUUGUUGGACAUUAACUAUGUUAUACUUUAUCACUAGAAAAUUGAAUAUCAACAAAUUAAUCUCUGUCUCAGUGCUCUCAAUCUACAUGUCGUUAGAUAUUGUGCAGGAGUCUGCCAUAUCAAACCUUACCGACAACAUACAACUGGCAUCUAUUAUGACAUUGUUCUUCUUGUGGGAAUCUUAUAAGUAUAAUGUCCAAAAUAAGAUAACUUGUUCCAGGAUGUUGUUUGUUUCUAUCCCAGCAAUCAUUUUAGUGGGAACUAAAUAUCUUGGUUCUACCAUGUCUUGGCUAUUCUUUGUUUUAAUAGUGGUAUACCAUUUAUGGCAGAAUAUUUUACCAGAUGUGAAGAAUUUCAAAUAUCUAAAGAACUUUUUUGGACUUUUCAAGCUAUUACUAAUUAGCAUGACCUUCAUACCUUUUGGGGUUCUAACUUGUUCUUACUUGCUACAAGAUUAUUCCAUGAUAUACCUAUAUGACAAUAGCAAUUACCAUGUCAGAAGUUUCAUGCCUAUAGAAUACAAAAAACUAGUCCCUACUUUUGAUAAUUAUAAUUCAGAUGAAAUUAUUUUCAAAAAGAGUACAGUUCGCAUUAGACAUGUGGAAUCUUUAGGUGGGUAUUUGAGUACGUUACCGAAUGUUAAUUAUAUGUCGGGUUCCUUUGAACAGAUAGCAUUUUUGUCACAAUUUGAAGAUUCCGAACUAAAUAACUGGAUAAUUGAACCGAGCACAGAAGCUCAAAACAAUAAAGAGGUCAGAAGUGGAAGUAGAAUACGACUGAGGAAUGUUGUCACCGGUAAAUUGCUUAGGGCAUCAUCUUCUAGGCCACCGAUGUCUGAUCAAGAAUAUAAUAGCGAGGUAUCUUUGACAGGUAGUGCCAAUUUUUCAGGUGAUGCGGAUGAAACCUGGUUAAUCGAUCAGAAGUAUGUCAUUGGUAAGGCAAUACCUUUCAAUAAAAUGGGACUUCCUCCAUCUGAAAAUAUCAAUGCUCUGAUAAAUACCAACUCAGUAUUUACAUUAAGAAAUGAUGGUCAUGGGUGUAUGCUUUUAUCGCAUGAUACCGAUUUGCCAGAUGAUUGGGAUUCGAUGAGUAGUUUUAAGCCCGAAUUUCAUAGACAGGAGCUGACAUGCAACACAACGCCAACGAAGAAAUUAACUUAUUUUAUGUUUGAGUCUGUAGUUGAUCAAACCAAUGACACCGCAUCUAGAGCCCCUUUAACAAUACAUGACAAGCUCAAAGAAGUAUUCAAAUUAAUACCCUCCAUGCUCAAGACAAACUAUAAAUUUAAUUACUACAUAAGAAACAGCCAAUUCCUAAAAGGUCGGAGAGAAGAAGAUGACGAAAUCGACAUGCAAUAUAACUUGCAGAAAUUUCAAAAUAGAGUGCCACCAGAGAAAUGGGCCACUUGGAGACCGGUUUCAUUAAUUACAAAGAAGCCAAGUUCAGUUUAUAUCGUCUCCAUUAUAGUUCUAGUCCUAUACGUGCUAUUCGAGAUAACUAACCUGUUAAUAUCUUGGAAUCCACUUUCUUUUGACACGCCAUCUUUAAUGGUCCACAAACGCUUACUUGGUAAAAUCAGUGAUGAAUGGAUGCUACAGAGAAUGAUGAGUGAUGAUUUCCUUUUAGAGUGCUUUUUGGGUUGGAUUACUCAUUACUACAUUUUUACUAGAACUCCUCAUCAAAACUUGGAUAUCGUCUUGUAUUUGCCUAGUCUGCUGUUCAACUUGUUAUUUGUCAUUACCAUCUUCGAUACUUUAACGAAAUCUAACAAAAUGUGGUUCAGCCUGUUGCCUAUCUAUAUCGCUUUGGCUAUCUGA